This is a messenger RNA of Pyrenophora tritici-repentis Pt-1C-BFP, 390 nucleotides long. The record is from RefSeq and is a predicted model, not a curated record. Lineage: Eukaryota; Fungi; Ascomycota; Dothideomycetes; Pleosporales; Pleosporaceae.
AUGGAUUUCGCGGCGCACCGUUGGAGCUUUGUACGAUCUUCGCGAUCAGACGCAUUGAUCGUCGCAAGGCGAAGCAGCGUACAUUUACCCCCAGCCUCACUGACUCUAUCAUGCUGGAAGCCAGGCUGUCCCCAGCUCUUAAACUCACUCAUUCAUCUAGAACGUAGAUACCCCUCCGGCAUGAUCCGUACUAGUAGGAUAAACCGCGCUCCCCGAACCUCUGUCUCAAUAGUGAGGCUACAAUUUUACCGAUUGUCCGUCGAAAGUCGCCUCUUCAUCUGCAUACAUCGUUUUGGCAAGGUCCGCGUCAUCGACAAGCAUUGGCAGCUUGGAGACGACGUUCCCAAAUUGGAUCACUUCGAUUUGUUUCGUGUGUUUAGGGCCGUUUGA